Messenger RNA from Meyerozyma guilliermondii ATCC 6260, 3093 nucleotides. RefSeq names its product Nmd5p (gene NMD5). The record is from RefSeq and is a predicted model, not a curated record. Gene Ontology annotation, molecular function: small GTPase binding. Gene Ontology annotation, biological process: protein import into nucleus. NCBI's taxonomy places the organism in Eukaryota, Fungi, Ascomycota, Pichiomycetes, Serinales, Debaryomycetaceae. Gene Ontology annotation, cellular component: cytosol; nuclear envelope. Bases 1 to 3093 code for a protein of 1030 amino acids. The transcript has a single exon.
AUGGACACCCGGCAGCUUUUGGCUUGUUUUUCGGGCACUCUAGAGGCCAACCAGGCCGUGCGACGUGAUUCAGAAGCUCAGCUCCGCUCGUUGGUUCAUACUCCUGGUUUUUUAGACGGGUGUCUCGACAUCAUCUCGAACCAUUCCAGCGACAUUUCUUCGCCAGUUAGAAAGGCUGCUGCUGUAUACUUGAAGAACCAUAUAGUCCGCAAAUGGAACGUUGCAGAUCAGGCCGGGAUAGCUCACCAGGACCGAAUUUCCGUCCGUGGUCGUAUUCUUCCCACCAUAGUCGCUGUGGACCAUCAACUAAAACAGCAAUUGGUUCCUGUUUUGAGGACGCUCAUAUCCAAGGAUUUUCCUAACAACUGGCACAGCUUGCUAGCGGACACGGGCGAAUUGCUCCAGCAGGUUCCACAAAACGACGGAGACGACCAAAGUUUUCUGAAAUUGUACACCGGUAUUUUAGCGUUUGCCGAAAUUUCACGCAAGUUCCGCUGGGCCACAAAUAAGGAGAGAGCACUGGAGUUGAGCCCCAUUCUCGUGGUGUUCCCCCAUUUGCUCAGCAUAGGAAAAAGCAUACUUUCAAGCCCGGAAGCCAUCACCGAGGUCCGCGCCGAGAUGCUCAAGUUGAUCCUCAAAGCAUACAAAUUUGUCACCUACUUUGAUCUUCCGGAUGAAUUCCAGAGCCCAGAGUCGUUCUCAGCGUGGGGUGAACUCCAUGGACUGGUUAUAAAUGCGCCCACUCCAGCGUAUGUUCAAAAUUACGACGACCAAGAAAGAUCACUUUUAGAAUUCUCCAAAGCGGUCAAAUGGUCCAUUGCCAACCUAUAUCGUCUCUUCACCCGGUACGCCUCCGAGAGCUUGAGUCGCAAGUUCACAUACACCGGUUUCCAGGACACUUUCACCACCAGUUUUCUUCCGCAUUUGAUAUCCAACUACUUGGGGGCCAUCGACCAAUGGUGUCACCACAAAAAAUGGCUUCCCAGACCAGCUCUUUUCCAUCUACUCCAGUUCCUAUCGCACGCCGUGACCCAGAAACCUUCGUGGCCUAUGCUCCAACCAUAUGCCGACACAUUGGUGUCGCAUUUUGUGUUCCCGUUGGUGUGUCCCAGCGAGUCGGAUUUGGAAAUGUUUGACAGUGAUCCCUUGGAGUAUAUCCACACCAAUUUCGACGUCUACGACGAGUUCAAUACCCCGGAUAUAGCAGCAUUGGGGUUCUUGGCGUCGCUUGUACUGAAGAGAAAAAAGGCUACUUUGGAACCCACCAUGACAUAUAUUUAUACCCAACUUUCCCAGCUUCAGAAUGACGGUUCUCUCGACGGAGCCCGCAAGAAAGAUGGUCUCUUUCGCAUGAUAGGAGCACUCACCCACUACAUAACGGCUCGGUCGCUGCCGUUUUACCCUCAAAUGGAGCAGUUUGUCGGCUCUAUGAUCCUCCCGUCGCUCCAAUCGGAACACGAAUUUCUCCGGGCCCGAACCCUCGAGGUGGUCCAGAAGUUCUCGGAGCUCGAGUUCAACGACGACCACCUCGUGGCUCAAAUCUCACAAGGAAUCCUCACCAAUUUCGACUCCAGCUCGCUUCCUGUUCAAUUGGAAGCUGCUUUGGGGAUCCAAACCUUUUUACAUCUCGAUCUUUUCAAGCUGUCGUUGGCCCAGGUGAUCGUUCCGACGAUGCUGAAGCUCUUGGCUCUUCUGAACGACAUAGAUAACGACGCCAUUCCCGUGGUGAUGCAGGAAUGUGUUGAGAAUUUCGCAGAACAGCUCCAGCCGUUUGGAGUCGAGUUGAUGGAAAAACUCACGGCUCAGUUGUUGCGGUUGGUCACCGAGAUCCACCAAGCCUCCCAGGUGGACGUGGACGAUUAUGAUGGCACGCUGGACCAGCUGGACAAAGUUAUGGCUGCGGUUGGACUUCUCAAUACCGUGAUCACCGUUUUGCUCAGCUUUGAAAAUCUGUAUGAUAUUUGCAUCAAACUCGAGCAGGUUUUUGCGCCGGUAGUGGAAUUUGUGUUGGUGAACAUGGUGGAUGAUUUUUUUGGCGAAGUUGCCGAGCUCAUGGAAAACUCGGUUUUUUUGCUUCGUGCCGUCACUCCUACGAUGUGGACAUGUUUCCACCAUCUUUUUGCAUGUUUCCAGGACGGCGUGGCGUUGAUGUAUUUCGAGGAAUUCAUUCCGUGUCUUCACAACUUUCUUCUCUACGGAAAAGAAGAACUCUUGAAAACACCAGACCUUGCAAACCAGUUUUUCAAGAUUUACACCCUAGUUUUCGAAGGCGAUGCCAACGCAAUUGGUCUCAACGACCUUGCCUUUGCCUGUGAAAUGGCCCAGACUUUCAUCUUGACGCUUCAAACAGAAGCUCACCGGUUCACUGCGCACUUUGUCUCUUCCACCAUCGACACCUACACCACCGUCAAGAGCGCCAGUAUGGUGGGUUACAACAAGUUUGACGUCAACAUGCACGACGUAGUGUUGGCGGCAUUGGUUUACGAUACCAACAAUGUGCUACAAUUGUUGCACCAAAAAGGUGCAUUGGUUCUGUUUUUCCAGCGGUGGUUCAAGUUGAUUCCGGAGCUUCGGCGAGUAUUUGACUUGAAGCUUUCGUUGCUAGCACUUAUCGCUGUGAUUUCCAGCGCCGAAACUCCACUUAUCGACCCAAUACUUGCACAUGCUGGACAAGCGCUCGCACAAAUCAUGGAACGAAUGCCAGAACUGAUUGCCGAAUUGGAGAAAAAACGCAAGAAUUUCACCGAGGGUGCAUCGCAGUUUGACCACGCCGACUUUGACGAUGCCACCGACGACGAAGCAAGCGAUAAUGACAACUACGUAGAAUUUGACGGAGAUCUCGACCACGAUACCAGCGACUAUCUUCAAUUUUUGAAGCUGGAAAACUCUAAACUCAAGCACGAGGGCUACUACAGCGACGACGACGACCAGGUGACCGAGGAUCCGCUUUCAACAAACCCAUUGGAACCGAUAAAUGUGUUUGAAGUGUUUAAGAAUUUUGCGAGCCAGCUUCUGCGGGAUAUGCAAGUUGCCGUUUUUGGCAAUUUGACCAAUGAGCAGCGAGCGACGUUGGAAACGGUUGUGGGGCACUAG